AUGGAUAAUACACAAGUUUCCAAAGAGCUAGGAUUGUCUUGCAUGUUAAACACAGAAGUAGGAGCUGUUCUAGCAGUAAUUCGCCGUGGCCCUGAAUCGAAUUCCCAGUUUUAUCACCAUCCUGAUGAAAAUUGUGAUGUAUCAGUGUUACAAUCCUUAAAAUCUCUCAGAGCCUUUUUGUUCAAUCCUCAACAAGAAUGGCGAAGGAUUGAUCCGUCGUUGUAUCUGUCUCCAUUUCUUGAUGUAAUACAAAGUGAUGAUAUUCCAGCUACUGCAACGGCUGUGGCCCUUCAAUCCAUCUUGAAAAUACUCCGGCUGGGGAUAUUUGAUGAAAGGACAGUUGAUGCAAAAGGCGCGAUAAAUUCAGCCGUGACAGCGGUUACAGGUUGUCGCUUGGAGAGAACUAACUUGGUUACUGAAGAGGCAGUUAUGAUGAAGAUUUUACAGGUCUUGACUGCUAUUAUGAGACAUCGGGCUUCAGUUUUGCUCACGGAUCAUGCAGCCUGUACCAUUGUUAAUACAUGUUUCCAGGUGGUUCAGCAAUCGGCCAGCAGGGGCGAUUUGCUUCAACGCAGCGCGAGGUACGCAAUGCAUGAACUGAUACAGAUAAUAUAUUCUAGAUUGCCAGAUAUUGAGGUGAAGGAUUGGGAGAAUUCGGAUUCAGAUACUGAGGAUAACAAUUUGGAUUUGGGGUAUGGAAUCCGUGCUGCUAUUGAUAUCUUUCAUUUCUUGUGCUCUUUACUGAAUGUAGUGGAUGCUAUGGAGACAGAAGGGUUGAUAUCUCAAACUGCAGAUGAAAAUGUUCAGCUUUUCGCGUUGGUCUUGAUCAAUUCAGCAAUAGAAUUGAGUGGAGAUAGUAUAGGCAAGCACCCCAAGCUUCUGAGAAUGAUCCAGGACGAUUUGUUUCAUCAUUUAAUCCACUAUGGAGCGAGCUCGAGCCCUCUGGUUUUAUCCAUGAUCUGUAGUACUGUCCUCAAUCUAUAUCAUUUCCUUCGCAAGUCUAUUCGUCUACAACUGGAAGCUUUUUUCUCGUUUGUGUUAUUUAGAAUUGCAUGUCCGGGAAGCUCACUCCAACUUCAGGAAGUUGCAGUUGAAGGACUCAUAAAUUUCUGCAGGCAACCAACGUUCAUAAUUGAAGUCUACGUCAAUUAUGAUUGUGACCCAACUUUUCGGAAUGUGUUUGAAGAGACAGGCAAGUUGCUUUGUAAGUAUGCAUUUCCCACUGGUGGGAUUGCGACAAGUAUACAGAUACAAGCUCUUGAAGGGCUCGUAGUCAUUUUUCACAACAUUGCAGAUCACAUUGACAAGGAAAAUGACCCGAGCCCCACUGGCCCAUACCCAGUUGAGAUCUCUGGAUAUAGACCUUUCUGGGAAGAGAAGUCUAAAGAUGACGAUGUCGAGACUUGGGUGGAUUAUGUGAGAGUGAGAAAGGUUCAAAAAAGAAAGAUAUUGAUUGCUGGAAAUCAUUUUAAUCGCGAUGAUAAAAAGGGUUUAGAAUACCUGAAAAUUUCGAAGUUGAUUGCAGAUCCACCGGAUCCAAAAGCUUAUGCUAUAUUCUUUCGUUACACACCCGGACUAGACAAGACCGUGAUAGGGGAUUAUCUCGGUGAUCCUGAUGAUUUCCACAUUAAAGUCCUCAAAGAAUUCUCAGACACCUUCCAAUUCACGGGAAUGAUUUUGGACACAGCCCUUCGAACUUACUUGGAGGCUUUCAGAUUGCCCGGAGAAUCUCAGAAGAUCCAGAGAAUUCUGGAAGCAUUCUCAGAGAGAUUUUAUGAUCAGCAGUCCUCUGAAAUUUUUGUUACCAAGGAUGCAGUUUUUAUCCUUUGCUAUUCACUUAUAAUGCUCAACACUGAUCUACACAAUCCUCAAGUCAAGAAGAAAAUGACAGAGGAGGAGUUCAUCAGAAACAAUAGAAAGAUCAAUGGAGGAAAUGAUCUCCCUCGAGAAUAUCUAUCCGAGCUUUUCCAUUCCAUUUUAACCAAUGCAAUCGUGCUUCAAGGUCAAUCGGGUGCUGGUGCACCUGUAGAAAUGAAUCCAAAUAGAUGGAUCCAGCUUAUCAACAGGGGCACGUUUAUUCAACCUUUCAUCUUAUGUGAAUUUAAUCGUAGAUUGGGACGAGAUAUGUUUGCUUCUAUUGCUGGACCCUCAGUGGCAACACUUGCCGCAAUAUUCGAACAUUCUGAUGAAGAAGAAAUCCUCCAUGAAUGCAUAGAAGCGAUGUUUUCAAUAGCUAGAAUAGCUCAGUAUGGACUUGAAGACACUCUUGAUGAACUCCUUUCCUCAUUCUGCAAAUUCACGACAUUGCUAAAUCCUUAUGCAUCGGCAGAAGAAACCUUGUAUGCUUUCGGCAAUGACAUGAAACCAAAAAUGGCUACUUUGGCAGUUUUCACAAUAGCAAAUACGUUCAAGAAUUCCAUCCGAGGAGGUUGGAGAACAAUCAUUGACUGUUUAUUGAAGCUGAAAAGGCUCAAGUUACUUCCUCAAUCUGUUAUUGAACCUGAUAAUGCUUCAGAUUCGGGUUCUGACUUUUCAGCAAAUGAAAGAUUGGAAUCUGGUGUCGUUUUCCCCAGUCACGACCCUAAAUUCGGAGGCCGACACUCUAGUUAUGGCAUAAUUGGCCGGUUUCUAAAUUUCCUGUCACUGGAGAGUGUAGAAGAUGCUCUAAAUAAUGGUGUUAGUGAAUUUGAACAGAAUCUCAAAAUCAUUCAGCAAUGUCGUAUCGGGAGCAUCUUCAGCACUAGUGCAAGUUUACCUGAUGAGUCAUUGCUUAAUCUAGGGCGCUGUCUUAUAUUUGCUGCUGCUGGUAAAGGCCAAAAGUUCAGCACUCCAAUUGAGGAGGAAGAGACUGUUGGGUUCUGUUGGGAUCUAAUCUGUGCCAUCGCCUAUGCCAAUACACACAGAUUCUCAACAUUUUGGCCCCAUUAUCAUGAUUACUUGCUGGAGGUCACACAACUUCCUCUAUUUUCGCCUACUCCAUUCGGUGAGAAGGCCAUUGUAGCCCAGAUGAAGAUGUGCCUCAAACUUCUUGCUUCGGGCCAAUUCAACACAGUUGAGGAGCUCCUGUUUAAGUCCAUAGUUUUGACAUGGAAGAUGGAAAAAGAAAUCCUCGAUACUUGUUGUGAGUUCCUAGUGCAGUCGGCAAGCAAAAUCAUUAUGGAAUAUCCAGAGAAAUUGCAAACACAUCUGGGAUGGAAGUCACUCCUGCAUUUGCUAUCAGUUACUGGACGUCAUCCCGAAACAUAUGAUAAGGGGGUUGAGGCCCUAAUCACAUUGAUGUCUGAUGAAACUCUCAUUUCACCAACAAACUAUUCCUGCUGCAUUGACUGCGCAUUUGGUUUUGUAGCACUCAGAAACAGCUCAGUCGAAAAGAACACGAAAGUAAUGGAUUUGAUGGCAAAUUCAGCAAAAUUGCUCGUCCAAUGGCAUAGAAGUGGUUAUUCAGAUACUGGAAGCUAUGCAAGUUUUAUAAGCAACACAAGUAGGUCUUCUGCAGAAGAAAAUGCAAGAAGUCAUAAUCUCAUGACAUUUUUUCAGAGGUUAGGAGAAUCCCUUAGAAAGACAACCUUAGCCCGUAGAGAAGAAGUAAGAAACCAUGCUGUCACGUCUCUUCAGAAAAGCUUCAUACAAGCCGAGGAACUCUUAUUCACACCAGCAAACUGUAUUAACUCGUUUUACAAUGUGAUAUUUGCGAUGGUCGAUGAUUUACAUGAAAAGAUGUUGGAGUACUCGAGAAGAGAGAAUGCGGAGAGGGAAACAAGAAGCAUGGAACGAACUCUAAAGAUUUCCAUGGAAGUUUUAACAGAAGUGUAUCUGCAUUUCCUUAAGCCGAUAUCUGAAAGCCCGAGCUUUAGGACAUUUUGGUUGGGAAUACUAAGGAGAAUGGAUACGUGUAUGAAGGUCGAAUUGGGAGUAUACGGUGAAUCAAAAUUGCCAGAUGCGAUUCCAGAUCUACUUAGAAAGAUUGUAACCACUAUGAGGAAUGAGCAGAUUCUGAUACAGAAAGGAGAAGAUGAUUUAUGGGAGACAACCUUCUACCAAAUACAGUGGAUAGCUCCAGCUCUCACGGACGAGCUGUUUCCGAAAGGCACUGGCAAGUAG
Messenger RNA from Fraxinus pennsylvanica, 4101 nucleotides. Lineage: Eukaryota; Viridiplantae; Streptophyta; Magnoliopsida; Lamiales; Oleaceae. The record is from the annotation of a GenBank genome assembly.